AUGAGCUACUCAAAUUCAUCAAAUGAUACAGUGUUACAACUAAGUGUGGGAAAAUCGAACGGCGGUCAGAAAAAACAAACCAAUCUUAAACGUUAUAUUAUACGAUGGCUCAAAGGAUUAAGGACCUUAACAAUUCAAAAGAAAGUCAUUUACUUCUUGAUCAUUAUGGUUAGUUGUUUUAUUUUAUACCCAAACUAUCAUAAUCGAGUGCUACAUGACAAGAACAAGGGCAAUAAAGAUUUGGAUUUGGAAGAAAUAAUCAAUCCAAAUGACAAAUUCCAUGAUUCUACACUAAAAAAUAUAAUGAAACGAAAAGCUCAUGCUGAUAAAAUAAAACAAAUGAAAGAGAAAUAUGUAUGA
Messenger RNA from Macrosiphum euphorbiae (potato aphid), 360 nucleotides. The record is from the annotation of a GenBank genome assembly. NCBI's taxonomy places the organism in Eukaryota, Metazoa, Arthropoda, Insecta, Hemiptera, Aphididae.